Messenger RNA from Thlaspi arvense, 1024 nucleotides. The record is from the annotation of a GenBank genome assembly. Lineage: Eukaryota; Viridiplantae; Streptophyta; Magnoliopsida; Brassicales; Brassicaceae.
GUUAUAUUUCAAUAGAAAUGAGUACAUUUCAAUAAUGAUAUCACUUCAUAACUAUAUGAUAAUUUCAGUAAACGUAUUUUUGACAUGUCUGUAAAUACAUACAACGAGUAAUCAUUUAAUAUGUCAUAUUCCGCUUCGUCUACUAGGAAUCCCCCAAAUCAAAUUUCAAGGGUUUCGAUUCUCCGGCAACGAUGACGUCGAAACGAGCUUUGACAGAGGAGGAAUCUGGCUAUUCUUCCGAGAAGAAACCCAGAGUGGAAGGUGAAGACGACACAGGCAUGGGAGACGAAAGCGAAAGCGAUAGCGAAAGCGCAAGCGACGAAUGGGAAGUCGACGAAGAAGUCUUUGCCAAAGGACGCGUCGAACCCGGAAGUGUGUUAGACCGGGAAGAAACGGAACCGGAGUGGGAUGUGGACAGCUACGGUGAAUACGUAUCCGAUCCUGAGGUCCGUGCACUCUUCAGCUCCGAUGAGGAAUACAAGAAAUUCCGCGAUCGUAAGAUCGAGGUAGUGAAGAAUAAGGGUUUUUUACCAGAUCCGAUAAAGUGGAUCUUCGCCCUUCCAAAUCUGGAAGAACCUUGGGGAAACCAGACUACGAGGGAAGUCUUGAAGGAUAUUGCAUCCUUGUGUGUUAAGAAAUACAACGAGGAGAAGGGGAAGAGUGUGGAAGUCGUAAGUGUUGUGAGAGCCAAUGAAAGAUCAGGAGGCAGGACAAAGCUUUACAUCACGUUUAUGGCUCGGGAGUAUCCGAAUGGGCCUCUCCUCGAGUAUCAAGCCAAGGCUAUGAUUUUCGCUGGAGGAGCAAAACCUCCCUUCCCUAUUCUCUGCAGGCCUGCCCCAAACCACUCUUCACCUUAAGACUUACUUAGGUAUACCCAUGUUUCAUGUUUGUUUUAUUUGAUUGCUUGAAAAGCUUCAACUCUAUCUGGAAUACGACGUAGAAGUAACGAUUAUGUUUCCUUUCUUUUGUUAUGUAUAUUCUAGCUUGUGAAAUCAGCUAGAAUGUUAAUUGACAUCAAACCGAA